AUGAUUCCACGACUUCUUAUCUUUAUUAGCUCGGCUGCAACAGUUCUGACAACCGGUGCUUGCGGUACUGGAAUUUACCACUCACCUAUUGCCCAGUCUUUUGUCACCAUUGACCUUCAGGUUGGCUUUCCUGUUAAUACAACCACUCCGGGAGGCGUGGUUGGCUCUGUGCCUAUACGUGGAGGCAGCAUCAGCGGCCAGUUUAAUGGCCAUCUUGUGUCGAACAUCUCCUCAGAGAUUGAGCAUGUACUACCUCUCACUAGUGGAGAAUACACCUCCGUUUCAAGCCAAUGGAUUUUCGAAAAUGAAAUGAAUGAACAUAUUUUAACUACACUUUCAGGACUCACCACGUAUACUAACAAUGCUCUACAUGGACUCGGCACUGCUGUCCUGGCUACCGAAAUAAAAGAAUUUUAUUGGGUUAAUUCGGCCAGCUUCCUGAUUGAAUGGCAGGGCGAUUUUAAUACCGGAAAGGCUCAAUUUGAAUUCUUCCAAAUUACCACAGGCGGUCGCGUGGAUGGUCAACCUAUUACCGCUUUACUUCCACUGGGCGGUAAAUAA
Messenger RNA from Trichoderma virens Gv29-8, 561 nucleotides. RefSeq lists its product as uncharacterized. Bases 1 to 561 code for a protein of 186 amino acids. Lineage: Eukaryota; Fungi; Ascomycota; Sordariomycetes; Hypocreales; Hypocreaceae. The transcript is spliced from 3 exons. The record is from RefSeq and is a predicted model, not a curated record.